CGAGAGAAACAGAGGUCAAAGGUCUUUUCGAAAUUCUAUCUGUUACGUUGAUGUUCCGGUUUUUAAUACCGUAUUGAUUUUUCGAGUCUGUGUAAACAAAUAAACCGAGUUUUAUAUAUUGAACCCUCUUUGCUUUUUUUUCUACUUUGUGCUUUGCACGAAAAAUGAGACGCUCUACAACCUCUCGUCACAGUUUGAACAUGCUCGAAGAGCGUGAUGUCUAUGUGCAGGAACAACGUACGACGACUACCCCCCAAGAACGUCGUGUGGAGCCAAUCAUGGCAGACCCCCUCACGGAGGCCGAGCAGAACGCUGGGAUGACGCGGGACUUUAAAACCUUAUCACGAGAAACAAGAACUUUAACGCAGCUGUCCGUGUGGCAUGUGGUCGUGGAUCGGUCAUGAUCUUCAUCUGUGUGCGUAAUUAUUAUGAUUCUAGUACUCCUCGUCACAGCGUCUCUAUGUCUCACCUUGAUGUCAUGAACCGGCACAGCUUGCGAGCCAAUGGCGGGUCGUGGGAAAAAUAAAAUGUCCUGUAAUAGAUUUGUUCACAGUAAAAAGGGGCUGCUUGUCUCGAAGUAGAUUUCUCUAUGUGAUAGAUGUGGCAUAUUGUGCAGACGAAAAAAAUGUACCCGACAUCCAAAUCCGUGCUCCAUGCCUUAUCCCGCACGUCAAAUCAUGUGAGGUCGGGUCGUGAGAAACAAGAUUGAUGAAACAGUUGCAGUUGCGCCAUUUGUGUCAUGGACAGAAGCGGCGUAUUAUUUGCAAAACCAGCCUCCAUUGUGGUACUAGUAUGUCUGAUAGAUUUGGAGCAGCGCCACGAUUGAGUAUUUAGUUGCAUCAGUUAUAAAUUUCUCAGUAACUACGACCCGGAGGACUUCACAUAUAUUUGCUAUUUGAUGUUGCGAUUAUUUGUUGCCCGAAAUCGAUGAGGAAAAGGCCCGUCCUCCCACUUCGUCUCACAAGCUGAAGGGCAUCAACUUCGGGGACUACCUGCGCGGGCUGGAGGAGGCCGAAAUGACCAAGAAGGAUCAGCAAAAAAUCACGAAAAAACACCACGUGCACCCCACCGCGACACGGAAAGUGUCGUCCGUGAGUCACAGUACAGCCGCGUCCACGCCUAGUAUCGCAAGAAAAAACUGCUUCACUGUGAACUUGUGAUGCAUUGAACGGAAUGCAAAUGUGUUUGAUGUCUUGCUACACAUGCAAGACAUUGGAUUUUUAGCUGUGUUUUCCCGUAGAGUGAAGGAAGCACGCAUGCCAAGUUUUGUUUGUCAUGUGGAACUACAAACUUGCGAUGCAGAUCUUGCAAAAUCGUCACAGUGAUACAGUUUUUUCGUGGGAUAACGCCCAAGAACAGCAUCCCCAUCGGCGCAAAGCCGCAGCGGAAGAGAGAUAUCAUCCGAAAGAUCGCGAAUGUUAUGUCGAGGAAUCGCCCUCCUCCAUACAACUCAAAACGGAUUUGCGCGGACUGAUUUUUGCACAUUUUUUGGUACUACGCAACAAGUACUAGAGCUCGUCCUGUACUAGUACUAAUAUUGCAUCAAUAUAUAACGUGGAGCCUAAGAACGGAAUAUUACGCCCUCAGGAAGCUGACUAUGGGAGAGUUUAUUCUGGCUUUGUCCUGCUGCUUUGUUGCGCAGUACAAGUAUAAUCCGAUUUGCUAUUGCGCAAAUCUUUUUCAUUCGGCGCAAAUCUCUCGCGCAGCACGGAGAGGGCGACUUCUCACUUCGAUACGCUAGUGGUUCGAACUGUGCUAUGACAUCAACGGACCAAUUCUAUCAAGUGCAAAUAUGUCUGGGUCUGGAAGGGUCCGAACUUGUGAAUGUGUUGCGAGUUGCGGAUCUUCACACAGAGUUCUCGUGUGUGAUUUCCUUCAAUAGGUGCUCACUUCUUCUGGUCAGGUCAUGCUGAGAGGGUGUAAUCUCUCAUUCAGAAUACUUAGGCAUGAUCACGAAGGGGCUGCAGAACCUGUGAUGCUAGGCAUUUCAGACUUGCGGAAGCUUUGAGAAACUGCAUGACAAAUCUCGGAAUCUGUCAGGCCCAGACAUAUUUGCGAUGCAUAAUUCCACCUCUGGAUGGAGUGGUUAUAAUUUCACACACACACGACUUUUCUUCUUGCAACGAAAUAAGUUUUUUUUUAACCACUUAAGGAAAUAAUGUACUUAGAAAAGAAGCGGAAAUGAAAGAAAAGAAUACAACUACUGCAGAACUUUCACAAAAAAAACAAGUUUUGGGUUCACAAGAGCCCAAAACUACCACUAAGCAAAGCGGGAGCACGAAGAUAGCGUGUGGUCGAGUUACGUGGCAGCGUCUAUUACAGAAACCAACAUCAAUGUCGCUUUAUUGCUGGAAGAGGGCUAGCAAAGAUUUUUCCGAAAGCCACACACUAUAUUGAAACCCCCUUAUGAAUAUGAUAAAUAAACGAUCAAGUGCAGGAGCUCCUGCACAGGAGCGAGGACGCUUCUUGUGGAAUAUAGAU
Amoebophrya sp. A120 is the source of this 2481-nucleotide messenger RNA. Lineage: Eukaryota; Dinophyceae; Syndiniales; Amoebophryaceae. The record is from the annotation of a GenBank genome assembly.